Messenger RNA from Oncorhynchus tshawytscha (Chinook salmon), 2244 nucleotides. RefSeq names its product eukaryotic peptide chain release factor GTP-binding subunit. Gene Ontology annotation, molecular function: calcium ion binding. NCBI's taxonomy places the organism in Eukaryota, Metazoa, Chordata, Actinopteri, Salmoniformes, Salmonidae. The transcript has 3 exons. Gene Ontology annotation, cellular component: perinuclear region of cytoplasm. The record is from RefSeq and is a predicted model, not a curated record. The coding region runs from base 155 to 688 and encodes 177 amino acids.
GUAGAAGAAAAAACUAAAUCACGGAAGAGAUUAUGCAGCGCUAGUUUGGCAAGUUUCUUUUGCGGUCUCAAAGCAGCGGAGAUAGACGGAAAAGAAGGAAAACAAACACAAAGUUGGGCACAUUUGAUCUGUUCGCUUGUCCUGUAGGAAGUAUAUGAGAGAGACAGCAGUCAUGGAGUCAGCCAUUCAGACGGUAGUGGGUGUCUUCCUGAAAUCAGCCAAAGGGAAGGAGAGUUUGGGAGGGAAUGACUUCCAGAAGCUGGUGAAGAGCCAGCUCCACAACAUCAUGAUGGACACUGACAGCUCCGAGGCGGUGAAGAAAAUGCAACAGGGCCUGGAUGCUAACCAGGACGGUAAAGUCAACUUCGAGGAGUACAUGAAGCUGGUGGGCUACCUAGCAACCUCCCUGAGCGUGCAAUGCACCGCUGCCGUGGACACGCCAGCUGAGAGUGCGGCCGCUACAACAGAGACCAAGAAUGCACCAGCACCAGCAGCAACAGAGGUAAAGGAAGAGAAGGCAGAAGCUGAGGCACAGCCAGAGGAGGCACAGGCUGAGCCAGAGACAGCCACAACUGUAGAGGCACCAGCAGAGGCAGUCGUAGAGGCAGAAAAGGUGGAAGAGGUGAAAAAGGUGGAGGAGCCAGCACCAGCAGCAACCGAGGAGGAGAAGACAAAGGAGGCCUCAUAGGAGUUUACCACCGGUCCAGUCCGGACAUUACAAUACACACCAACACCAAACUGAUAGACACCUCACUACCCUAAUACAAACUACAGUACAUUAUACAACCCACCCUUCAAACAGGAGUGCUAAUACCAUAAUAAUAAUAAUACCAUGCAGUACAGUAUAUGUUGCAACACCAUAAUAGCACAUACAUGUUCAUACACACAUACAUAAACCCAGUAUUUGGUACUAAAAUAAACUACACUACAAUUACUUACAUUGCAGCAGUACAUGCCAUUAUGUUGAUAUACUUCCCCCCUAUAUAGCACACUAUACUUUAUUAUAUGUAUAUAUAAUUCAUUCUGCCAUUCAUUGAUGUGAAAUUUUGACACAUUUACACACCUGUAGAGCUGAUUAAUCUUGAUAUACACUGACACACAUGCAAUACUAAAUGUUUUUAUAUUUGCAUUCCUUCUUUCUCCCUUUGCCCAUCUAUGACGCAAUGCAACACUAUACUACAGUACAUUCCACAAUGUACAGUCAAGUCAGGCCAUCUCAAGUUGUUCUUGAGAUGUUGCAUGACAUUUGCUACACAUCAAAUUCUCCAGUGUUAGAUUAACACUGACAGUGUUAAAUCAACACAGAUAGCGUUACAUUUAACACAGGUCCAGUGUCUAUACAGAUCCACACUUUUCAGUGUUAAAUUAACACACUGCUCAGUGUAAAAGCCUUAUUUUCAAAUUUCCCAGAAGGCCCGCCUUGCCUUUCGAGUGAAGUUUAGAGUUACCACCCAUGACUGUAUUUGUUAGUGACAGAGACAUGGUUGUUGCAUUCAUCCAUUUUCAGCCCUGUGGCCUCCACCAAGUGAAUACAUAAGUGAAUACAUUAUCAUACAGUUUUUAUUAUGUAACACAAUAUAUCAUGUAUUUCUUAAGGCCUUUUACCAUUAAACAGUGACCUGAAACUCAUUGUUUACAGGCCACAUCAUGCCUGCAAGUCACAUUAGGCUGGCUUGCAAAGCGAUGUGUAAUUUCUAUUGGAAUCCAGCCAGAGUGUGGAUAUAAAACAUUUAGAAUUUUUAAUGACACUCAUCCUGCAUUCAGAACAACUACUGGGUUGAGAAGAUUAGCAUAUAAGGCCAACUUAACCAUUUUAACUGGAACAACUAUUUCAGUAAUGGUGCGGAAGUCCAAGUACCAGAUUGGAUUAGUUUAGAAAAAUGUAUGUUAGUUAUAUUUGAGAAGAAUAAGAUUAAUGAAUGUACAUGCAAAUACAUAGAUAUUGAAACAAUUCUAAAAAUAUGCCUGCAGUAGAUCAUGCUGGGAAAUAUGAUAAUGAUGGGCGUGGUUUUGGUUUAACACUGGUUAUUAACAUCAACACUGGUAUUCUUUUACACCAAUGAGUGUUCAUUUAACAAUUAAAGAGAGAAUUUAACAUGACUUAACAUUAGAAAUGUUACAUUGACCAAUUUGCUUUGCAAGAUUGUCUAAGUGCUCUCUCUCUCUUUUCUUCCCUUGCAACUCUGUCAUUGAUAUUAAGCUCUGACAUGGCAUGAAUGACAAUAAACAAAUUGUGUUGCUAGG